ACACAUUAUUUCCCCACACAACUAAACCCUGACACAAAGAAACCCCCAAAUCAGCCGCUAGCGACUCCUCACACCGCACAACAAUCAGUCGUUGGCACGGACAGACCAGCACAGGGUAUCCGCCACUCUAGGCCGUGCCCACCAUAAGCAACCAAUCCGGGAGUCGCUAGUUCCAGCGCUACCCAAUCCGAAUACAAAGAAGAGCAGUUGCCGAGCGACGGAAGUGGCGUGGUGGGUAAUAGGACAUCGUUUAGCCAAUGAGCUACAAAAACAUCACGCGCUUCGCGAUCCUACGCCCGCCCUCCAACUAACCAGCUGACAGCGCUGCUGUGCGACCAAUCCGAGCGGGACCCGGAGUGACGUCACGGAAGCAGGCCCUGCUAAUGGCGGAAGCUGCAGGGCCCUUCCAGCUGUUGCCUGAUGAUGGAGUGCAGAGUCAUCAAGUACUUGUGCCCCUAAUGCCUGUGCCCUCUCAGCACCAUGCAGCGGGGGUCCCUGGCUAGGGGCGAAGAUGAAGACCGACGGGGAAGCGCCGUGCCUUAUUCUCACCCCGAUCAACCCUCCUCCACCCCCAUUUUUAUCUUUCCCCCAAAACUGGACUUUUAUGCUGAUGACCAAGGGAGCCACAAGCAGGUGCUCACCCUGUACAACCCCUUCUCCCACGUGCUCCGAUUCAAAGUUCUCUGUACAGCUCCGUUACGGUACACGGUGGUUGAAGCUGAAGGUCUGGUGAAGCCAAAUUCCUGCAUUGACAUAGUGACGCGGCACCGAGAUAUCCGGGCGAGGAAUUACGGUACUACAGAUAAAUUCCGCAUUGAAGUUUGGGAGGAAGGAGCAAGUAGGGGCAGGGGGGGCAGAAAAGACGUGCCAGCCACAUUACAUGGCACCAAACCACAGGCAGCAGAGCGGCUCCCCCAAGUUUCCCUGCCGUGGCACCCCCCCUCACACGUGUAUUCCCUGAGACAUGGAUUCCCUCGCACUCCCUCUCCGUGGUUAUUUGGGCUGUACAUGUUGGCCGGGCUGGUUUCCAUGGUGAUCCUGAUCUUGCCUUUGCACGGAGACUCCAGAAGCCUCAUCCAUGAGAACCUGCAGGUGUCGGUGGUGCAGAAACUAGUGGCUGCGUAUGUGCUAGGCCUCCUGACUAUGGUUUUCCUGCAAGGGUGACUGAGCCCAUGGCCUGCACUCCAAUCCCAGGAUAUGAACCCCCCAGGUCUCAGCUCUGUGUAUGAGUAUACAGCAAGAGGAUCUACUAUCUGGAAACCCAGGACCCAGAAUAUGUCAUUACCUAUUGUGUCCCAUAUUCGGCUGCUUUGCUUUUCCCGGUAUAAUGAGUCCGUAUUCUCUCAGCUGCAACUCUCCCUGCUAAACGCACGGACAUUAUAGAGGGAUCCACAUUAUAGAGGGAUCCACAUUACAGAGGGGUUACGCGCAUUUCAGAUAAUAGAUCCAAGUCUUGUGUAUAAAAUCAAGUGAAAUGAUACAAAUUCCUGUAUUGUGUACAUUGCCUAGAUCUCAUGUAACUGAUACAUCAUCUGUCCUGAAAUCAUUUUUACUAAAUAAAUUCUGUGAUCAGCU
Molecule: messenger RNA, 1575 nt
Organism: Xenopus laevis (African clawed frog)
Lineage: Eukaryota; Metazoa; Chordata; Amphibia; Anura; Pipidae
Gene: mospd3.L
Product: motile sperm domain containing 3 L homeolog
Exons: 6
Coding region: 481-1164 (227 amino acids)
Cellular component (GO): membrane; cytoplasm
Source: RefSeq, a predicted model, not a curated record